Messenger RNA from Mastomys coucha (southern multimammate mouse), 1363 nucleotides. It is a transcript of the gene Rab20, whose product is annotated as RAB20, member RAS oncogene family. The transcript has 2 exons. Lineage: Eukaryota; Metazoa; Chordata; Mammalia; Rodentia; Muridae. Gene Ontology annotation, biological process: intracellular protein transport. The coding region runs from base 214 to 903 and encodes 229 amino acids. The record is from RefSeq and is a predicted model, not a curated record. Gene Ontology annotation, molecular function: GTPase activity; GTP binding. Gene Ontology annotation, cellular component: endomembrane system.
GGGUUGGGCGUGGUGGCCGGACAUCCCACGUGGUCCCAGGGCUGAGUUCACACUCGGGUACUGAGCCUUGGCGCGCUUCCUCUUCGGCACUUCAGCGAGUUUGGACCUCAGGCCAGGGCCACUAGAGUUCGGGGUCCCUGGAGGCCGGGAUCCGCGUCCCCUGGCAUCCUGGGCGGGUGACCGAGAAGCGCAGGGGCCACCUCCUCCGCCGCUAUGCGGAAGCCGGAUGGGAAGAUCGUGCUGCUGGGGGACAUGAACGUGGGUAAAACGUCGCUGCUGCAGCGCUACAUGGAGCGUCGCUUCCCAGACACGGUCAGCACCGUGGGCGGCGCCUUCUACCUGAAGCAGUGGCGUUCCUUCAACAUCUCCAUAUGGGACACCGCAGGGCGGGAGCAGUUCCACGGUCUGGGCUCCAUGUACUGCCGGGGAGCGGCCGCUAUUAUCCUUACCUACGAUGUGAAUCACCCACAGAGCCUGUUGGAGCUGGAGGACAGAUUCCUGAGCCUGACAGAAACAGCCAACGACGACUGCCUCUUUGCCAUUGUGGGAAACAAAGUGGACCUGACCAUGGAGGGCGGGGAGAAGGAAGGACAGGUCUCUGGGAAGUUGGGCAGCUGUGUCUCCUCCAGGGUCCCCAAGCAGGUGCAUCCAGAGGAUGCAGUGGCUCUUUACAAGAAGAUCCUGAAGUACAAGAUGCUGGACGAGAGGGAGAUGCCAGCUGCUGAGCAGAUGUGCUUCGAGACCAGUGCCAAGACAGGAUACAAUGUGGACCUCCUCUUUGAAACCUUGUUUGACCUGGUGGUACCUAUGAUCACACGGCAGAAGGCUGAGGGGCCGUCGCAGACUGUGGAUAUAACCAGCUACAAAACACCCAAACAGACUAGAUCGGGGUGCUGUGCCUGACAGCAGCAGGGCUCUCUUGUCAUCUGGUGUGUGUGGGAGCCACUAGGCUAAGAAAUCUCAUACAACACUGUGUACUGGGGACAGUGGGCAGAGUGACCACCAGCUGCUCAUACAGGCCAUCCGGAGGUGGCACUCAAGCCCUCCGUGGAGCCAGCUUAGUGCCACCUCAUCUACUGCCCUAUGCUUCUCUCAUGGAGAUCCCACCAUGGAGUCUGCAGUCUGAAGACCUGCCUUGGACUGGUCUUGACUCUGGCACUCACUAUAUCCUGCACUGUGUCUGUUCUCAGAGGCCUGUGUCCACUGUGAUUCAUAUAUGGUCUUCCCGUUUGAUACCUGUACCUUGAUACGUUAAGAUGAUGAUUUUCCACAUUUAAUUUAUAUAAAAUCAGGAAUGGCCGUUUUUAUACUGGGUGAAGCCAGAUGGGCUAUAGAUUAUUAAAAUUUAUUUGAGGAAAAGCCA